AUGAAGUCUUCUGCGAAGACGUUCUUUCUAGCCGCAUUUCUGCUGAGUGUACCAGCUCAUGCGGCCGUCGACAAGUCAACGGAAUCAUCACCAUUUGCGCCAAACCUCUGUGCUAUUGACACUAAAUCCACUGUUUCCGAUACCUGCGCGUCGUACGCAACGAUAGACUCACUCAACAAGGAAAUCCACCCUCUCCUCAAAUCCGUGACUCGCGACAACGACUUUUUCUCAUACUAUCGACUCAACCUGUACAAUAAAGCGUGCCCAUUCUGGGAAGAUGAGUACAGCUUGUGUGGAAAUAUUGCCUGUGCGGUAAAUACAAUCGAUUCAGAGGAGGACUUGCCGCCGGUAUGGCGGAUCGAGGAACUCAGUAAACUCGAAGGACCGCGCGCCCAUCACCCCGGAAAACAACAACAGAAGGAACGCCCCAGCGAGAGACCAUUACAAGGUGGACUGGGUGAUAGCGUUGGAGAGAGCUGUGUCCUUGAAUAUGAUGACGAAUGCGACGAACGAGAUUACUGUGUUCCCGAGGAUGAGGGGGCAUUGGCGAAAGGUGACUAUGUCAGUUUGGUGGACAACCCGGAACGAUUCACUGGCUAUGCCGGCCAAGGUUCCCAUCAAGUCUGGGAUGCAAUCUACCGCGAGAACUGUUUUGUAAAACCACCGUCCUCCCCAUCUUCACAAUUGGCUCCUCUGCAUGGUAUGCAAAUUCAGGCUGCCAAUGAUUUCCGCAACGUUCUCCAAAGGGAACAGCCACAACCACAGCCUGACGAUGAGUGUCUUGAGAAGCGAGUGUUCCAUCGCGUUAUUAGCGGUAUGCAUGCUUCGAUCUCGACUCAUCUCUGCUGGGAAUAUCUCAACCAGACUACAAACGAGUGGGGCCCGAAUGUGCAAUGCUACAAAGAUCGCUUACACAACCAUCCAGAACGUAUCUCGAAUUUGUACUUCAACUACGCUCUUGUCUCGCGGGCUGUUGCAAAGUUAAAUAAUUACCUCAAAAAAUACAAAUUCUGCUCCUUCGACCCUGAGCAAGAUUUGGCCACGAGGAAGCAGGUAUUGUCACUUACCGAGAAGCUGAACAGCCAACCGCCCAUUUUCGAUGAAGCUGUCAUGUUUCAAGACGAACAUGCGAUGGACUUGAAAGAAGAUUUCCGCAACCGUUUCCGUAACGUCAGUCGUUUGAUGGACUGUAUUGGCUGUGACAAGUGCCGUUUAUGGGGCAAGCUACAGGUCAACGGAUACGGAACGGCCCUCAAGGUGUUAUUCGACUACGAUGAAACCAAAGAAUCCGAUAACCCGCCAUUGCGUCGCACCGAGUUGGUCGCGCUUAUGAACACAUUUGCUCGUAUUUCCAACAGUAUCGCUGCCGUGCACAGUUUCCGGCAGGCCGUUGAAUCCGGCCACGAAGAUCAUCUUGUGAUUUACCCCGAAGUCUCAUCCUCACCCUUCCCCGCCAAAGUUCGCGAUUCCGAUAAAGUGAUUCGGUACUACAAGGAUGGUAUCUCGAAUUUGUAUAUCGCGGAAAACGACGAUGAUUACGGCUAUGACGACGAGGAGACUCUUCCAUGGGAACGACCCCGAGAAGCCGAAUCUAUUUCGGAGGCUUUUAUACAGGAAUGGACGAUGUUCUGGGAUACCUUUGUGUGGGUUCUGAGGAGUUGGAUGACGAUACCCCGUGUUUUAUGGCAACUUGUUGUCUUCGAAUCCAAUCGAUUAUGGAACUACUGGCUCGGAUUGCCGGUUCCACCGCGACAAUGGAAGAUCCAGAUUCCUCGUCCGCCGCCACGUGAUGAAUUGUAA
Talaromyces marneffei is the source of this 1800-nucleotide messenger RNA. RefSeq lists its product as uncharacterized. Gene Ontology annotation, biological process: protein folding in endoplasmic reticulum. The coding region runs from base 1 to 1800 and encodes 599 amino acids. Gene Ontology annotation, cellular component: endoplasmic reticulum; endoplasmic reticulum membrane. NCBI's taxonomy places the organism in Eukaryota, Fungi, Ascomycota, Eurotiomycetes, Eurotiales, Trichocomaceae. Gene Ontology annotation, molecular function: thiol oxidase activity; protein-disulfide reductase activity; FAD binding. The record is from RefSeq and is a predicted model, not a curated record. The transcript is spliced from 3 exons.